Molecule: messenger RNA, 2164 nt
Organism: Myodes glareolus (Bank vole)
Lineage: Eukaryota; Metazoa; Chordata; Mammalia; Rodentia; Cricetidae
Gene: Rnf166
Product: ring finger protein 166
Biological process (GO): ubiquitin-dependent protein catabolic process; protein polyubiquitination
Molecular function (GO): ubiquitin protein ligase activity
Source: RefSeq, a predicted model, not a curated record
CACCCGCCCCGGCCCCGCGCGUUGCUAACGGCCGCCGGCUGCUUCGAGGGUGGCGGACGAGGCCCCUGCGCCAAGCGCGGGCGUUCGGGCUUGUAGAGAUCGGGCGGGCCGUUGUAAAUAAAUGACUUGUGGCUUUUGCAAUCCACUCUUAUCCACCCCAUGUCUGCUCGUUUUGACUGUCACGGAAAUGAGUUCGCUGAAGUUAGGAGAGGGGAUCGUUUGGAGCCUGAUGCUGUUUUGUUUUGAAGGACUAUUCUGAACCUGAAGCUUCCAGGCAGCAGGGCCUACCGGGCCCCAGACACCGGAGACCUUGUUAGGUGCCCAGCCGAGCCAGGACCUCCCCCAAAUCUGGCUCCUCCUCCUCCGUGUUUCAGGAACUAAAACUUGAGGUUGUGACUGCUGGAGGGAGCGCGGUGCUCAAGGCCUUCCCAGCGCCAGCCUGGUUGGAAGGGAGCCAAGAUAGAGCGUCUGCUCCAUGACCUCCCCACAGUACAGCUCUUGAGAUGAGCAGUUAGAAAAAGGGCAGGAGGACUUCUCAGUAGAGGGCCACGCUGCUCAGGAGGUUCUGCGGGGAGUGCCUCCAGCCAUGUCUGCAGGUGCCAUCCCCUCUGUGCCCGCUCUGCCGUCUGCCCUUCGACCCCAAGAAAGUGGACAAGGCCUCUCAUGUAGAGAAGCAGCUCUCAUCUUACAAGGCACCCUGCCGGGGUUGCAACAAGAAGGUGACUCUGGCAAAGAUGAGAGUGCACAUUUCCUCCUGCAUGAAGGUCCAGGAGCAGAUGGCCAACUGCCCCAAGUUCGUCCCUGUGCUGCCCACAUCCCAGCCCAUCCCCAGCAAUAUCCCCAACCGGUCUACCUUUGCUUGUCCCUACUGUGGAGCCCGCAAUCUGGAUCAGCAGGAGCUGGUGAAGCACUGUGUGGAGAGCCAUCGCAGUGACCCCAACCGUGUGGUGUGUCCCAUCUGCUCGGCAAUGCCCUGGGGGGACCCCAGCUACAAAAGCGCCAACUUCCUGCAGCACCUGCUGCACCGGCACAAGUUCUCCUACGACACCUUCGUGGAUUACAGCAUUGACGAAGAAGCCGCCUUCCAGGCUGCCCUGGCUCUGUCCCUCUCUGAGAAUUGAGGCACACACAGCCUGGCCACCUGCCUCAAGUCAGGGGCCGAAGACACAAUCCUGCAUCAAGGGAUAGGGCGGUUGCCCUCCUGCCCUGGCACCUGCACAGGAGUGCGCCACUGGGCUAAGUGGAAUUUCACACAAGGAGAGUUGGUCUCAGAGCCCCCAGGGCGGGGGUGCUGGCUAGCUGGCCUCUUGCUAUCAAACAGGGCCACUGGGUCCCGGCCAGCAGCACUGGGUCAUCGGUGCUUCAAGAGGCAGGUGCUGGCCAUUGGGUUAGAGCAGUUGGCUGCCUUUCCCAGCCGUGAUAUCCUCGUGUGGAGAAGGAUGAGGUGCCCUAAGCUGUGCCCCAGCAGGACCAGGGGAGGAGGCGCCUAGCCAGGUUGCCAGCCCACCCGGUCCCCAGCUUCGCUUCCACCGUAAGCAUUUGGUACUGGCUUUUGUGAUAUUUAGGAACCCUGCGUUUUUCUAUCUUAUCCUGUGUGAUAAUCUUUUCACGUUUUAUAGAGCAAAGACAAAGCAGUUCCUCUUCAUACCGCAAUACCUGUGUUUGACUAGGAAGAACAGUAUUUUUAUGGAGCAUUUACAAAGCUAUAUUUUUUAAAAAAAAAUAGUCAAAAAUAAACACUGUGUGGGAUCAGUGCAAAGUGGGAAGGAGAGUGGGCAUAGCCAGGGCUUCAUCUGUGUGUGAGCCAGAGGUGGUGUCCCCAAGCCACUUGCUCUUUGAGGAAGAGGCUCUUGUUUGUUUGCAGUUUUCUUUAUGAUAAUGACCCAGACAAAAUCCUAACACCCCUGGCCACUUGCUAUGGCUGCUCCAGCAGUUGGAGGACAGUCGAGGCAGAAGGGGGUCCUUCUCCUACCCCAGGAAUUGUCUAUGGCUCCCUGUCACCUUCCAGAGCCAACCACAUCCCUCCUCAGGCAGGGACUGCCCUUAGCAGUGGUCGGGCCCUCAGAGGCCAGAGAGGCCUGCUCAGUGGUGUCGGCAUCUUAUUCUGUUCAUGGCACAAAUCCCGCCUUUUCAGAGGAGUUUAAAUAAAUUGUUUGCAAGCAUC